AUGAUAUUAAGCUAUGUGGAACAUAAGAUCAGUAAGCAGCUAUUAACCUAUGUGGAACAUAAGAUAAGUAAGCAACUAUUAAGCUAUGUGGAACAUAAGAUUAGUAAGCAACUAUUAAGCUAUGUGGAACAUAAGAUCAGUAAGAAACUAUUAAGCUAUGUGGAAUUUAAGAUCAGUAAGCAGCUAUUAAGCUAUGUGGAACAUAAGAUCAGUAAGCAGCCAUUAAGCUAUGUGGAACAUAAGAUCAGUAAGCAGCUAUUAAGCUAUGUGGAACAUAAGAUCAGUUAG
Messenger RNA from Trichoplax adhaerens, 288 nucleotides. RefSeq lists its product as uncharacterized. The transcript has a single exon. The coding region runs from base 1 to 288 and encodes 95 amino acids. The record is from RefSeq and is a predicted model, not a curated record. NCBI's taxonomy places the organism in Eukaryota, Metazoa, Placozoa, Uniplacotomia, Trichoplacea, Trichoplacidae.